CCUCUGUUUACAGACAUCCGGAAAAACAUGGAGGACAGCACUGGCAAUAAUCCUCAAUCUGUUGGAUUUACGGAGAAAUUAAAAUCUUGGCUCUCAUGGUCAUGGACCUACAUAUGUUUCAUUUGGUUCGGUAUGGUGCUGAUCAUGAUAUACGUUCUCCGGAGUCCCUUGAAACUCCAGGAAAGCUUUACCUCAGCCUCUGUGUUCCUAAAUACAUUGACACCUAAAUUCUAUGUGGCACUUACUGGAACGUCUUCUCUCAUCUCUGGACUCAUAUUGAUAUUUGAGUGGUGGUAUUUCCGUAAAUAUGGCACCUCAUUCAUUGAGCAGGUGUCAGUCAGCCAUCUGCGUCCUCUUCUUGGUGGUGUGGAGAGCAGCUCCACCAGUGGUCUGUUCUCCUCAGUAAAUGGAGAUGCAGAGCCCAGACCCAGCGUUUCAGAGUGUAAGGUCUGGAGAAACCCCCUGAAUUUGUUCAGAGGAGCAGAGUACAGCAGGUACACCUGGGUUACUGGGAAGGAGCCUUUAACGUAUUAUGACAUGAACCUAUCUGCACAAGACCACCAAACCUUCUUCACAGGGGACACUCAGCAGUUAAGACCGGAAGACGCUGUGAUGCAGAAAGCCUGGAGAGAGAGAAACCCGCAGGCCAGGAUCAGAGCAGCCUACCAGGCCAUAGAGAUGAACCAUGAGUGUGCCGCAGCCUAUGUGCUUCUUGCGGAAGAGGAGGCCACCACUAUCACAGAGGCAGAGCGUCUCUUCAAACAAGCACUUAAAAGUGCAGGAAAAGAUGUCAACCUGCUGGUGUACAUAAAGCGGAGACUGGCCAUGUGUGCACGCAAGCUCGGCCGAAUUAAAGAAGCAGUUAAAAUGAUGCGAGAUUUAAUGAAAGAAUUCCCAUUGUUGGGAAUGUUAAACAUACACGAAAACCUCUUGGAGGCCCUCCUAGAGCUGCAGGCAUAUGCUGAUGUGCAAGCAGUGCUCGCCAAAUACGAUGAUAUCAGCUUGCCAAAAUCAGCAACGAUAUGCUACACAUCUGCACUUCUGAAAGCACGGGCUGUUUCAGAUAAAUUCUCUCCAGAGGCAGCGUCUCGGCGAGGGCUCAGCACAGCAGAGAUGAAUGCUGUAGAGGCCAUACACAGAGCUGUGGAGUUCAAUCCACACGUGCCAAAGUACCUGUUGGAGAUGAAGAGUCUGAUCCUGCCACCAGAACACAUCCUCAAGAGGGGAGACAGUGAGGCGGUGGCGUACGCCUUCUUCCACCUGCAGCACUGGAAGAGAGCAGAGGGGGCCUUAAACCUGCUGCACUGCACCUGGGAGGGAACCUUCCGGAUAAUUCCCUACCCCCUGGAGAAGGGUCACUUGUUUUAUCCCUACCCAGGAUGCACGGAGACGGCAGAUAGAGAACUGCUACCAUCGUUCCACGAGGUCUCCGUGUAUCCAAAGAAAGAGCUUCCCUUCUUCAUCCUGUUCACAGCAGGCCUCUGCUCCUUCACUGCCAUGCUGGCCAUGCUCACACACCAGUUCCCCGAGCUCAUGGGCGUCUUCGCCAAAGCGUUCUUCAGCACCCUUUUCGCUCCCCUGGGGUUCUUCGCAGACAAGAUGGAAAGCUUCAUGCCGUCCAGUUUUUGGCAUCAACUGACUCGAAUUUGACCCCCAAAAUGCUGUUAAGAGCACACACACAGACAAACACACACGCAGACAUAAACCCAUACACAGAGACAUAGACACACACACAUAGAUGAGCGACCAUCAGCACUCCGAGGCUUGAAAAAAAAUGUUUGCUCUCCUGUCUUCAGCAGUGCUGUCCACUUGUCGCGUUGUUACUGAUUACGUUGGCAGAGGUUGUGUCAACACAGCCCCGAGGACUGUUAACAUGGGGAGCAUUUAGUCCUCCCCAACAGUUGAACAACUUUAAAUAAGGAUCAUUUUCAGGAAAAGAAAAGGGAUUUCAGAUUGUACGAUUUUCUUUUUUUUCUGUUUUCUUUUCGUUUUUGUUUUCGUUCAUAGGUUUGGGCUAACAAUGUAGGAGAUGUUCAUCAAAACAUGAACUAGUAUUAAGAAACAUCUAUCAACUCCAAACUGUUUGCAAAUAUUUCCGAUUCUUCAUUUGACGCUUUGUUAACAUUCAAAACCAUCAUCGUGUUUCACAACGUCUGACUUUUAUGCUUGUUUUCUUUUCCAUUACGUUCCUUUUUUUUUAAUUUUAUUUCUUUUAAGAUGCUCUCGUGUCACAGUUUACAGUUUGUUUCGUGAGAUGACUCAUCUUUAAAAAGCUAACUUCUGGUGUUAAACUGACACUUCAAAGUGUUUUAACUCCAUUUCUGGUUCAGACGCACAGACUUGGUUGUCUUUUAACAUAUUGGAGACAAUGAAAUAAGGGCCUUUAACACACUAACGGAUACCACGCUGGAUAUCCCGUCACGGAAAGACCCAGAAUACGGCAGUCACAUCUGCGGCUCUAUGCCGCCAUACUCUCCUCCUCAGCAGCUAGGACGUCAAUCGGACAGAACCGAUAGGUUACCAAUAUUGGUUCUAAUGGGAUUGACUGCCGCAGGGCUCAUUGUGAAUGCCGUGUCUGCCCUAAAUCUCCACAACUGGGAUUGACUGGAACGUUUGUUAGACUUCCUAAUAACAGAGCUGUGAUUUACUGCCUUUGAGUGCCUGCAAUAUAUACAACACCUCGGUGGUUCCAACAGUUGUUGCUAAGGCAUGACACUGCAGUAUUAUACGAACCAGGGGUGGGGGGUUCGAGGCGGGAGGGGGGGGGGGGAUAACCAGACAACGUCGCCGGUGCUGAAGCAUCACAAUAUAAGACACACAAAAUAACAGCAGUAGUGCUUCUAGAAGUGCAACACAAAGUGCGCAAAAGGCGCGUCAUGUAGGAGCAAUAACUGCAAGGGCAUUUCUAGUGUGUUUUAAUGUUCUUCCACUGAUGACAGUACUAAACAUUGAUUGCAUUAGUAAUACAAUGUAUUGGCUGUGUUUCUUUUUGUUUAUUUGGUGGUCUCUUUUCAGUGGAGCUGCACCACCCAUCGGACAGCAAUGGACUCAUGCAUUAUUUAUUAUGUAUAUUUAUUUUAUACUCAAAGGUGCAAAGAAGGGUUGUUUUUUUGACUGUCCAAAUCGAAGCCCUAAAUCCUCAAGAGGGUUUUUUUUUUGCUCCAUUCUCUGGCCAACAAUAUGUGAAUGUGUAAUGUUUAUUCUUGUGUUUCUGUGGAAGAAGUAGCACAGCAUGCUGAGGACAGGGGAACGAUGGAGAACAAUGAUCUAUUAUAGCUACCAUGUGAUGAAAAACGCACAAUAAAUUGGUCCUUGAAUGUAAUGGAAGUGAUUGUUGUUUUUGUGGAGGUGUGAAGUGAUUUGGUUUGGGUUUUGUUUGUUAAGUAUGUCAAAGUGUGCGCUUUCCCUUUCUUUAAAGAGGUUAUUCUAAAGCUUAUAUUGUAGUGUUCUGAAACUGCGAAGGCUAGAGUUUCCCUCAAACAGUCAGUAUGCUGUUAAAGUGCCCUGCAGUGAGGCUAAUGGAGAUCUACGAUAGCUGCUAGUCUAGGUGGGCGGCAUGACAAAUAGCUUGGAAACACCACCGCUGAAAUGAUGUUCUUUUACCGUAAGCCCAGAGAUGACAGGAGAUAUGUGUGACGAUUGUCUCCCAGGAUCUCUGUUGGUUAUGGCUUUUUAGAAAAUUAGCCUCUACAAGUGAUGCUUUCGGUCUCAUCAUUGCCUUGCCCCCUUCCCUACUUGGUCUUCCUGCAAUCACCGGACCUGAGCACUAGCCUACGACAGAUUUCACUCCUAUUAUAGUGACGCAUUCAUUUGUUUACUGUCUUAACAAUGGAGUUGUAUGCUCUUGAUUGAACAUGCACUAGUGUGUGUAUAUUGUACAUUGCAAAUGAACAACCUUUUAAGCCAAAACCACUCUCAAAGGUUGUUGAUGUGUUAUUUUACAGGCAGCAGUUUGUAAAUGCGUUUCCUUUUCUCUUCGCAGAUACAUACUUGGUUCUCUCGCAGCAUAUUAACAAAAUAAAUCGGGAAAUUAUAUAUAUGAGAUCAUUUGGCCAGGAAACGCAUGCACAUGCUACGCUCAAGACCAAUUCCACAUCAUCCUUAAAGUCUUGAUAGGCUUGGCGUUUAGGGCCGAUAUAACUGACUUUAGGGCCAAAUAAAGCAGUAAAACUACAAUGUUUGCCAGAGAUUUUCAAUUUUUUGUCCAGUACUUGGAAUAAACUGAGAUAAUUAAAAUGUGCUAAAAAUACACAUAUCCAAUUUCUCAUCAUGCUAUGUGCAAUAGAUAAUAAUCACACAUUAAGGUUUGUGCGGCGGUGGCCCCGCAUCAGACCAGCUGGACGGAAGAGAAAAAUGUGGGAAAUGGUGUAGGGUGUUUUGGACCUUUUUCAACACGACACUUGUAUCCACAGGCAUCUUCUCCAUCCCUCUUCUCAUGCACUUGCAUGUUAAACAUCCCUUUGGUCCGCGGUGUCUGUUCUGCUCCCCGCGGACCUAUUUUAGCUCAGAAAUGUUGUCACAUUGAGAUGCCUGUUUGAUAUCACUAUGAUGGAAUAGAAUGCCAACCAUGCCA
This is a messenger RNA of Gadus chalcogrammus (walleye pollock), 4573 nucleotides long. RefSeq names its product suppression of tumorigenicity 7 like (gene st7l). Gene Ontology annotation, molecular function: protein binding. The record is from RefSeq and is a predicted model, not a curated record. Lineage: Eukaryota; Metazoa; Chordata; Actinopteri; Gadiformes; Gadidae. The coding region runs from base 28 to 1650 and encodes 540 amino acids. The transcript is spliced from 15 exons.